GCGACCGGCGCGCACGCCACGUUCCGCGGGGCGUCCCAACUCGCUCCCUCCACCAAAUCGCGCACCGCGCAUCGCGGGGAGUGCUCUCCGCGUCACUCGGUGUGUCACUCCGUGUGUCACACAGUGUGUCACGCAGUGUCGCGAGUGUCACCAAGUGUCACGAGUGCCGCGAGCGUGCUACGGACGUGUGUUAAGGUUGCGGUCCAGGGAAAUGCUCUCCAUCGACGGUUGGUAGAGGAGCAGCGGAAAAAUGUCAUCGAAACGAAAAACAGCGGCGUUCUCCGCUGAGCUGAACAGGGUGCUGGCGGCCGGGCCCCGCAACCCCGCCAAGGAGGCCAAGACCACCACCACCUCCACCACCACCAUCGUAGAGCAGUCGCAGGCAUGGGGCGGCGUCGAAGUCAUGGAGGAGAAUGUCGACGUGCCUGUCACCCCGGCACCUUACACUCGCAUCACAGGAAACAACAACAACACUACCAACGGCGCGGUGGCGGACGUCCUCACGGCCCGCGAGGACGUCGUCGGUGAGCGGCUCAGCCUCAAGAAGGGCGACCUCGUCGAGGUCCUGGACACGACUGGCGAUGCCAAACGACCCCGCCUCGACCUCGACCUGCACGGCGACCCCGACCUCGACCUGGGCCUCGGCGCCGACGCGGCCUCGCUGCUGGACAACUCGUCGGCCAGGCACAAGAUGAGCAUCCGGCCGAAGCGGCGCCACGGCGACCCUCGCGCCAGGUCGCAGGACUCGCAGGACCGGGACGCCAGGUGGCUGGUGCGCCUGGUCAGCGACCCCUCGCAGACUGGCUGGAUUCCCGCCUCCAGCCUGGAGCGCCGCCCCAGCACGUGCUGGCCGUCGCCGCCCAGCGCGGACCAGCGGCACGGCGACGAGGGCCGCGGCCAGGACGCCGUCUUCAGGAGGGAGGCCGUGGUCCGGGAGCUCGUGGAGACCGAGGAGGAGUUCGGCAGGGACAUGCGGCACGUGGUGGAGCGCUACAUGCGGCCCGUGGACUCGGCCUCCGUGCCGCGGGUGGUGCGCGACAACAAGACCCUCGUCUUCGGCAACCUCAAGGAGAUCGCCGAGUUCCACAACACUGUGCUGAUCGAAGGCAUCAAGUACUACGCCGACGAACCGCGCAUGAUCGGGAAGACCUUCUUGAGGCUGGAGCGAGACUUCGACAAGCACGUCGCCUACUGCCGGGACGAGCCCCUGGCCCAGGAGUUCCUGCAGGACACGCCGCAAGCCAGGGACUUCUACGAGGAACUCAGCCAGAGACUUGGCGACGACAAGAAUCUACCCGAACACCUCAAGCUCCCGAUUCAACGCAUCAACGACUACCAACUUUUACUAAAAGAGUUGGUAAGGUAUUGCUCCAGGCUCGGGGAGGAUACGACCGACCUCAGCAAGGCACUCGAGUUGAUGCUCGGAGUGCCCCACCGGGCCAACGACAUCAAGUUCAUCUCCAACAUCGAGGGUUAUCACGGCAACAUCCACAAGCUCGGCCGCCUGCUGCGACACGAUUGGUUCACCGUCACCUACCGGGACGGCAGGGGCAAGGAGAGGUACCUGUUCCUCUUCAAGGCGCGCAUCCUCGUGUGCAAGGUCCGACGCAUCUCCGAGGACCGCUCCGUGUUCGUGCUCAAGGACAUCAUCCGAUUGCCCGAGCUCGAGGUGAAAGACCUCCCCGACAACAGCAGAGGCUUCCAGCUUCGCCACCCGGACGGCGAGGUGCGGCCCUACCCGCUGAUCAUCUCGGCGCACAACGACUCCGCCAAGGACGUGUGGCUCAAGGAGAUCAAGCAGUACGCCGCGGACUCGCUCGCACUUGCAGAGCACGCCGCUGACGACCUCCACGUGAAGGACGAAGAGGCGUCGUCCGCUGCAGAGCCCUCGCUCAAGCAGCCCAAGCAGCCCGUCAACAAGGUCAUCGUCCACAAGAUCCAGGUCGAGGAGCCCAGGACCCCGGAGCCGCUCGUCGAGGAGCCCCCCACCCCCGUGCUCGACGUCAACGGGAAGGGGAAAGAGCUCGAGGACAAUGCCAAGGCCCGCGCCGAGGACGUGACCGACGAGGUGUUCCACGACGCAGUCGAGGACGUGAGCGAGGCCGUCAAGGAGGAGAAGGCCGUUGAGAAGGUCGUCCAGAAGGAGGACGCAGUCAACAAGGAGGCCGCAGUCCAAAACGGAGCCGACAUGUCGGAGUACAGCAGUCGUCGGACGUCCAUCCGGAGAGCGGGCAGCUCCCGGACGGAGGUGGAGGAGUCGUACUCCGUGUCGCGGUCCAGCCGCCACGAGAUGAUCAGCGAGAGCUCCCUGACGGGGGUCUCGUCCAUGGGCGCGUCGUCCAUCCGCUCGUCCAGCCGCACCGAGUCCUCGUCGUCGGCGAGGUACUCGUCGGGCGACGUGAGCGGCUCCGCCCUCACCGAGUCCUCGUCGGCGUACUCGUCGCGCGGCGGACGCUCCUCCAUCACCGAGACCUCGUCGUCGACCGUGCGCGGCGGCGACGCGCUGUCCAGCUCCACCAGGACGUCCAUCAAGAUGUCGUCCUCGGACGGCCAGGCCGCCAUCACGACAGGCAAGCGCAGGCCGUCCUUCGCCAAGACCCUGGAGGGCUGCCACUGCGAGCCGGGCGAGACGGCGACCUUCGAGUGCAGCGUGGCCGGCGAGGAGUCGACUUCAGUGACGUGGCUCAAGGACAACAAGCCCCUGAGCGACCGCCUCAUGGACCGCGUGUCCAAGAGCAACGUGGACAACUCGUUCAAGCUGGAGAUCCAGAACCUGCUGGAGUCCGACACGGGCAUGUACACUGCGCACGCCACCAACGCCGAGGGCGCCAGCACCUGCACCGCCCACCUCCUGGUCCAGAAACUGACCGAAGAGGAGAGGCAGAAGCGUGCCGAGGCCAACCACCCCGUGUUCCUGGUGCAGCUCAAGGACACCGAGCUGCUGCAGGACACGUACUUGCGGUUCAUGGUGAAGGUGAAGGGCAACCCCAACCCCACCGUGCGAUUCUACAAGGACGACAGCCGCAUUCUGUCCACCAACGACCGGCUGAAGGUGAACAACGAGCAGUCGGACGCGGGCUACUACGAGCUGGUGAUCCCCGAGGUGAAGCCCGAGGACGCCGGCAAGUACUCCUGCGUGGCCAUCAACAGCUACGGCGAGGAGCGCUGCGACGCCCAGCUCACCGUCGUGGACGACAAGGACGUCUUCGCCGGCCUGGAGGAGACGGACGAGGAGCUCAAGCCCGGCGAGCAGCCCGCGUUCCACUGGACGCGCAACGGCCAGGCCUUCGACCCCGAGGAGCGGUUCAAAGUCUUGCUCACGGCGCAGGAGCAGGAGACGAGCUGCCUGGCCCGCCUGGAGGGCGCCUACAUUCUCGGGGACGACCGGCAGGAGAUGUGGGAGAUGGAAGGGCCCGGGCCGGGCUCGCCCGAAGAGACCCCAGAGAAGGACGCCCCGGACAAGCCGCGAACCAUCGAAUCUUACGAACCGGACAAGUCCAAAAUCCGCACCUUCGUCCACUCCAAGUACGCCCAGGCGCGCAAGCUGAGCGUCCUGGAGAAGAAGAUUAACAUCCUCGGGGACGAGCGGCAGGAGAUGUGGGAGAUGGAAGGAUCCGGGCUGGGCUCGGGGCCGGGCUCGCCCGAAGAGACCCUAGAGAAGGACGCCCCGGACGAGCAGGACAGGCCGCGAACCAUCGAAUCCUACGAACCGGACAAGCCCAAAAUCCGCACCUUCGCCCACUCCAAGUACGCCCAGGCGCGCAAGCUGAGCGUCCUCGAGAAGAAGAUCAACGCCUUCAGGCUCAACGAACUGCAGUCCAGGCUGACGGUCGUGGACGCCGAGGGCGAGGAGUCCAGCGACUCGAUGCUCAACGGGGUGGCGCCACUGCAAAACGGCGUCAAGAACGUGAAGAAGGCCGAAGGGGACUCGGAGAGCGAGGAGGAGAGAGAGACGGUGAAACGGAGGGAGAGGGACAAAGAACUAGAGAGGCAGCGGCAGCUGGACAGACAGAGAGAAAUUGAUAAGGCCAAGGAGAAGGAGCGCGAGGAACUGGAAAGACAGAAAGAGAUUGAACGUCUGAGAAAAAUAGAAAAACAACAAGAACUAGAAAGACUGAAGGAAAUUGAACGGCAGAAAGAGAUUGAACGUAUCAGAGUAAUAGAAAAACAGCAAGAACUAGAAAGACUGAAGGAAACUGAACGGCAGAAAGAGAUUGAGCGCCUCAAAGAAAUAGAGAAACAACAAGAACUAGAAAGACUGAAAGAAGUUGAACAGCAGAAAGAGCUAGAACGGAAGAAGGAAGAGGAGCGCCUAAAACAACUCGAACAACAACGAGAAAUUGAACGACAAAAAGAAUUAGAUAAACAAAAAGAAACCGAACGACGACAGGAGGAAGAGAAGCAAAAAGAACUAGAGAGACAGAAAGAGAUUGAACGCCGCAGAGAGAUAGAAAAACAACAAGAACUAGAAAGACUUAAGGAAAUUGAACGGCAGAAGGAGCUAGAAAGGCAAAAGGAAGAAGAGCGCUUAAAAGAACUAGCAAAACAACGAGAAAUUGAACUACAAAAAGAAUUAGAAAAACAAAAAGAAAUUGAGCGGCAAGAGGAAGAGAAACGAAAAGAAUUGGAGAGACAAAAGGAAAUAGAACGCCUCAAAGAAAUAGAAAAACAACAAGAAUUGGAAAGACAGAAGGAAAUUGAACGGCAGAAGGAGCUAGAAAGGCAAAAGCAAGAAGAGCGUCUUAAAGAACUAGAAAAACAACGAGAAAUGGAACGACAAAAAGAAUUAGAUAAACAACUAGAAAUGGAACGAAGACAAGAGGAAGAGAAGCGAAAGGAAUUGGAGAGACAAAAAGAAGUUGACAGACAGAAAGAGAUAGAACGCCUCAAAGAAAUCGAAAAACGAAAAGAAUUAGAAAGACUGAAGGAAAUUGAUAGGCUGAAAGAGUUAGAAAGACGAAAGGAAGAAGAGCGCCUAAAAGAACUGGAAACACAACGAGAAAUUGAACGUCAAAAAGAAUUAAAUAAACAAAACGAAAUCAAACGACAGCAAGAAUUAGAAAAACAAAAAGAAAUAGAGCGAAUAAAAGAACUAGAAAUACAGAAAGAAAUUGAACGUCAAAAAGAGUUAGACAGGCUGGCAGAAUUGGAACGACAAAAAGAGCUAGAAUGGAAGAAGGAAGAAGAGAAACAAAAAGAAAAAGAGGCCCUUGAAAGACGGAAAGAAAUUGAACGUCAGCAAGAGUUGGAUAAACAGAGGGAGAUUCAUUUACAAACUGAAUUAGAAAGGAAGAAAGAAGAGGAAAAACAAAAAGAAUUAGAAAGACAGAAAGAACUUGAAAGGCAGCAAGAAGAAGAGAGGAAAAAACGUGAUGAGAAUAUCAGAUUGGAAGAGGAUAGAAAGCAGAUGGAAUCGAAGGCUCAAGAGCUGGAAGUGACGAAAGUCAAGGACAAAACUGAAAAACGUGCCCACAAGAAACGAAAGGACGAGGAGGACUCCCUGGCGCUGGUGUUCCAGCACGUCAAGCCGGAGGACGCCGGGCUGUACACGUGCGUGGCGCAGACGUCCAGCGGCAAGAUCUCGUGCAGCGCCGAGCUCACCGUCAAAGGAGGCGUCAAUGCACUGGCGAGGGAGCCGGAGAAGCCCAAGAUCACUGUGGAAACGAAGACUCAAGAAGUGAGCCUCGGCGGCUCGGCCAUGCUGGAGCUUAAGGUUGAGGGCUCGCCCAAGCCGGAAAUCGCAUGGACCAAGGACGGGCAGGACGUGAAGGCGGGCGGCCGCGUGCGCUUCCUCUACGAGGACGACGAGAGCAUGUCCAUGAUCAUCAAGGGCGUGACGCCGGAGGACGCGGGCGUCUACACUGUCACCGCCUGGAACGACAUGGGCGAGGACUUUGCCGAGGUCACGCUCAACGUCAAGGCGCCGCCCAAGUUCAAGACGAAGAUCCAGGACCAGGCCUGCAUGAUGGAUGACACCCUCAGGGUCAGGGUGGAGGUGGAGGGAAGACCGCCGCCGGAGCUGACGUGGUUCAAGGACGGCAAGGAGAUCAAGGAGGACUCGCGCUUCCACAUCGUCAAGGAGAGCGACGAGGUGUUCGUGCUGGUGAUCGAGAAGAUGGUCCUGGAGGACUCGGGCUCGUACUCGGUGGUGGCCCGCAACGAGGUCAGCCAGACGUCCGAGUUCUACAAGCUGGCCGUGCAGUCGCCGCCCUUCUUCACGCAGAAGAUCGCGCCGCGCAAGAUCGAGGUCCGCGAGGGCGACUUCACCACCUUCUCCGUCAAGGUCGACGGCGACCCCAAGCCCAGGGUCCGCUGGUUCAAGGACGACACGGAGCUGCUGAACGACGACCGGCACGUGAAGAUCGAGAGCGACCGCGACGGCGAAAUGCACACUCUCACGCUGCGCGGCAUUACGCGUGACGACAUGGGCAAGUACACGUGCGAGCUGGACAACCGCAACGGCCGCUGCAGCGACAGCACCACCAUGCACGUGCACUGUAUCCCGCUCGUCAAGCAGAAGCUGCGCGACAUCGUGUCCAAGGAGGGCGACCUCAUGGUCGUGUUCGACGUCACCAUCGAGGCCUUCCCGGAGCCCGAGAUCAAGUGGACCCACGACGACGUGGAGGUGACGGAGCGCAAGACGCUCAUCACCCGCACCUUCGACGAGACCCACAUCUACCUGAAGACGUACAAGCUGACCAUGAAGGAGGUGCACGUGGACCAGGCCGGCCAGUACACCUGCACGGCCACCAACCCGCUGGGCACCACGGACAACAGCUCCAACUUCAAGGUGUUGUACGUUCCCAAGAUCACCAAGAAGCUCGAGAACGUGACCCUGGACGAGGGCGAGACCCUGGAGCUCAACAUCGAGGCCAACGCCGUGCCCAUUCCCGACGUGACAUGGUACAAGGACGGCAAGAAGCUCUCGGCCGAGGCCAACGCCAACAUCAAGAUCACGCGCGACCGGCAGCGCCAGGAGAGCUACAGCCUCACGCUCAACUUGUGCAAGUACCAGGACACGGGCGAGUACGAGUGCCGCGUGUCCAACGACCAGGGCACCACGUCCACCAAGUGCAACGUGGUGGUGAACGCGUUGGGCUCCAAGCCCGUCGUCACCAAGCACAACAUGCAGGACUCGCAAAUCUACGAGUCCCUCGCAAAGAUCUACGAGGUCACCUGCAUCGGCGAGCCCAAGCCAGUGGCCACCUGGUACAAGGACGGCGAAGAGGUGACCGCGGACAACGAGCACCUCAAGAUCUCCGAGUCCGGCGACGUGUACAAGCUGGAGGUGCCGCCCACGUUCAUCCCCACGGACGAGGGCGUGUACAAGCUCCACCUGGAGAACCGGCUCGGCUCCCAGGACCUCGAGUGCAACCUCAAGCUCAUCCCGCUGGAGACCAAGCAGAAGCCCCUGAGCGACCAGUACCAGGACUUCAAGAAGGUCAAGACGAGCGGCGUGCCCAUGCCGCUGCCCAACGCGCCCAUCAUCAGCCGCAUGACGGACCGGCGCCUCACGCUGUCCUGGAGGCCCAGCAUCCCCACCGGGCCGCGCGCCCCAGUCACCUACCAGGUGGAGAUGUGCGAGCUGCCGGACGGCGAGUGGUUCACGGUGCGCAAGGGCAUCCGCAGCUGCGCGUGCGACGUGCACAACCUGGAGCCCUUCCGCAACUACAAGUUCCGCAUCCGCGUGGAGAACAAGUACGGCAUCAGCGACCCGUCGCCGUACGCCAUCACGCACCGCGAGAAGCUGGAGCCGCCGCCGCCCAAGUUCUUCCCGUACCUGGAGCCGGGCAUCGACUUCCGGCCCGAGACCUCGCCCUACUUCCCCAAGGACUUCGACAUCGAGAGGCCGCCGCACGACGGAUACGCGCAGGCGCCUCGGUUCCUGCGCCAGGAGCAUGACACGCAGUACGGCGUCAAGAACCACAACUGCAACCUGAUGUGGUUCGUGUACGGCUACCCCAAGCCCGUCAUGAAGUACUACUUCAACGACGAGCUGAUCGAAUCGGGCGGCCGCUUCGACCAGAGCUACACCCGUAACGGCCAGGCCACGCUCUUCAUCAACAAGAUGCUGGACCGCGACGUGGGCGUGUACGAGGCCGUGGCCACCAACGAGCACGGCGAGGCGCGGCAGCGCGUGCGCCUUGAGAUCGCCGAGUUCCCCGUGUUCCUGAAGCGGCCCGAGGAGACCACCAUCAUGCACCGCAAGGGCACCCGCGUGGAGGCGCGCGUCAUCGGCGUGCCGUACCCGGACAUCAAGUGGUUCAAGGACUGGAUGCCCAUCGUGUCCUCGGAGCGCAUCAAGAUCGUGUUCGUGGAGCCCGACACGUGCCACCUGCACAUCUCGGACGCCAUCAACCGCGACGAGGGCCUGUACUCCAUCACGGCCUCCAACGUGGCGGGCUCGGUGAGCCACUCCAUCAUGAUCCACGUGGAGGAGGACGAGCGGCGCUACUGGGACCAGACGUACAUGCGGCCCAAGCCGGUGCGGCCGCACAAGGAGAUGCCGCUGUCGGAGGCCUACGACCUGGGCGACGAGCUGGGCCGCGGCACGCAGGGCAUCACGUACCACGCCGUCGAGAGGAGCACUGGCCGCAACUACGCGGCCAAGGUGAUGCACGGCAAGGGCGAGCUGCGCAAGUUCAUGGACAACGAGCUGGAGAUGAUGUCCGUGCUGCACCACCGGCGCCUCAUCCGCCUGCACGACGCGUACGAGAGGAACGACGGUCUGACGCUCGUCACGGACCUGGCCGCGGGCGGCGAGCUGCUGGACGUGCUCACCAGCCGCCCGUUCUACACCGAGUACGACAUCGCCGGCUACAUCCGCCAGCUGCUCGAGGGCCUGGAGCACAUGCACUUCCUCAACGUCGCCCACCUGGGGCUCACGCCCGGCGACCUGCUCCUUGCGCACCCCGGCGGCGACGACCUCAAGAUCUGCGACUUCGGCCUGGCGCGACGCAUCUCGGCUGGCGGGCUGCACCCGCUGUUGUACGGCAUGCCGGAGUUCGUGGCGCCCGAGGUGAUGCGCGGCGACGGCGUGGCGCUGAGCGCCGACAUGUGGUCCGUGGGCAUCAUCACGUACCUGCUGCUGUCGGGCCGCUCGCUCUUCCGCGGCGAGAACGACCGCGAGACGCUCACCAAGAUCAAGGAGGGCAAGUGGGCCUUCGACGAGGACCUGUUCUCCAACUACUCCGCCGAGGCGAGGGACUUCAUCUCCAAGCUGCUGGUGUACGUGCCGGGCGCGCGUCUCAACGUGGAGCAGGCCCUGGACCACCCGUGGUUCAACAUCCUGCACCGCGAGCCCUACGACCCGUACCGCAUGAGCACGGACGCCCUCAAGAACUACUACAACCUGUACAAGGACUGGUACAGCAACGCGUCGUGCCGCAACUGGUACCGCCGGCGGCCGCUGGAGGGCGCCUUCACGCACCCGUCCAAGAUGGUGUACCCGCCCUACGAGCGCUACACGCCCGAGCCCACGCCGGAGCGCGAGCCCUACAAGUCGCGCAACUGGGAGGAGGAGAUCCACACGGGCGGCACCGACCUCAACUACGAGAUCGGCCUCAUCAAGUCGGAGAGCCACUACCAGAACGGCCCGGACACGUACCUGCUGCAGCUGCGUGACGUGGACUUCCCCGUCCGGCUCCGCGAGUACCUCAAGGUGGCCGCCAACCGGGGCCCCGGCUACUCUCGCAUCGUGACGGACCAGAGCCAUCUGGACUGGCGGGCGCCGGUGAUCCGCGAGCGGCGCCGCUUCACGGACGUGAUGGACGAGGAGAUCGACGACGAGCGCAAGGCGCGCAUCAACAAGUACGGCUCGGACAGCGUGUACAGCCUGCGCCGGCUGCGCCACGAGCUGGGCACGCGGCUGGACGGGCACGCCGAGGCCGAGGCCAUCAUGCAGACGCGCCACGAGGAGCAGGACGGCCACCUGCCCUUCUUCCGCGAGAAGCCGCUCACCAUCCCCAUCGUGGCCAACGAGGACGUGGAGAUCUCCUGCCUGGUGGUGGGCGACCCCAAGCCGCUGGUGCAGUGGUACAAGUGCGACAUGGUGCUGCAGGAGACGGUGCGCAUCUCGUUCAAGGAGGACGACGAGGGCCGCAGCAUCCUGCGGCUGGGCCCGGCGCACAACAUGGACAUCGGCAUCUACAAGGUGGUGGCGCGCAACAAGGGCGGCCAGACGGUGGCGCGCUUCCGUGUCGUCCUGGCCGGCGUGCCGGACUCGCCGGACUCCCCCGACGUGGCCGACGUGUCCGACGACGAGGUGUUCCUGCGCUGGAAGCAGCCCCGCGACGACGGCAACACCGCCGUGCUGUGCUACGCCCUGCAGUACAAGGAAGUCGACGGUGACCACUGGAUAGACAUUGCCAAGAAUAUCGACCACGAGUUCUACGUGGUGAAGAACCUCCAGCAAAUGAGCCGCUACUACUUCAGACUGGCAGCCAAGAACCGUGUCGGCUGGAGCGACUAUGGUAUUCCCAUCAAAGUCAAAACUAAACCCACUGGUGUGCCAAAGGUGGAGAUAACUCGUGCCAUGGCACACCUUCAGUCCAUCACAGAGUCUGGCGCUGAGGUAAAUGAAUUGGAAGCUGCACCGAAAUUGGACUACUCUGUUGAAAACCGCGCCAUCAACUGGAUUCCUGAGCAUGAAGUAUCCGAUAAAUACCACUUUAUUUCAGAAAUUUCAAGAGGGCGGUUCUCAGUUGUUGUUAAAGGAGUUGAAAAAGCGAAUGAUCAUAUAGUUGCGGGAAAACUUUUAGAACUACGACCAGAGAGAGAGGUUGCUGUCAACAGAGAGUUUGAGGCACUGCGUCGUCUUCGACAUGAACGUAUCGCCCAGCUUAUUGAAGCAUACAGGGCACCUGGAUCAGAAGUAGCUGUUCUGAUCUUGGAAAAACUUCAGGGUGCUGAUGUUCUUACAUAUUUCUCUAGUAGGCACGAGUACAAUGAACAGAUGGUCUGCAAUGUUGUGAGUCAGGUACUAGAUGGUCUUCAAUAUCUGCAGUGGCGAGGACUGUGCCAUUUAGACUUGCAGCCCGACAACAUAGUUAUGGCCUCCGUCCGUAGUUUACAAGUGAAAUUAGUGGAUCUUGGGUCUGCACAAACUGUCAGUAAACUGGGCACCCUGGUGGAUAGAGUGGGUCAUAUUGAAUUCUCAUCACCUGAAAUGUUAAAUGAUGAGCCAGUAUUCCCACAAUCAGACAUGUGGUCAUUGGGUGUUGUCACAUAUGUUCUUCUGUCUGGAGUUUCUCCAUUCCGUGGUGAAAAUAAUGAAGAAACGAGACAGAAUGUUCUCUUUGUCCGAUACCGCUUUGAGCACUUAUUUAAGGAGCUGACACAGGAGGCAACAAGAUUUUUAAUGCUCAUCUUCAAACGCACUCCUACAAAACGGCCUACCAUUGAGGAAUGUCAUGAACAUCGUUGGCUCCUACCAACAGAGUUCAUGAUCAAGAAGAGGGAGAGAGCCUCAUUCCUGGGAAUGCGUCUCAAGGACUUCUGUGAUGAAUAUCACACAAUGAGGGAACGGCAAGCCAUCAAUGCUGAUUCUCUGGUCGGCUCAAUUUCAUCAAGCGCUGGUGACUCGAGUCGAAGAUUGACAUUGUCACGUUCAGACAGCAUAGUAGAAGAGCUGAGCAAUGCUUUCCAGAAUGGAGCGGUUGAAUAAAUGAAAUGAUGUAAUUUUCACAAACAUCGUUAGACCUAAUAAUUAAUUGUAUGUUUCAGGCAUACACGGAAUAACUUUAUAAUUAUUAUUCAGUUUUGUACAUUGUAGCAAAUGUGAUCUGAAUUGCUAUAUUUUUUUAGAUGUUGCUCAUGCUGUCUUUACGAUAGAGGCAAGAAUGUGAUUGUACAGUUGUGGAUUUUUUUUGUUGGGGGUAUUAUUUUUUACUUGUAAGAGGCAGAAUUAAGCAAUUGGUGAUGGCAUUAGAUUUUAGUGAAUUUAGAGGUCAAAAUUCAUGAAUCACUAUCAUCUAGAAAUUGACUUUGUUUUCUCUGGUAAAAGCAACGUCUAAAAGAAAAAGUUUGCUCUUAGACCAUAAGCUUACAAUAUAACUUGCCUCUAAGCAAAUGUAGCUGGAAGAAAAUGAUCAAUUUGUGCCUUGCUGCUGCACCUGCCAAUUCAAUAGCACAUUUUGCAGAUUAAAAUUGUCUUACGUUAAGCUGUUUCAUUUGUUAUCAUGUCGUUGUAAGUGGAUAAGAAUUACCAUUAUCAUUUGUUUAUUGUAAACCGAUGCAUUAGUCUUGCCUGAUUACAUGAAGGUGUUUGUUA
This is a messenger RNA of Thrips palmi, 12271 nucleotides long. RefSeq names its product obscurin-like. Gene Ontology annotation, molecular function: protein binding; guanyl-nucleotide exchange factor activity; protein kinase activity. The transcript is spliced from 52 exons. Bases 251 to 11665 code for a protein of 3804 amino acids. Gene Ontology annotation, biological process: synapse organization; homophilic cell-cell adhesion; protein phosphorylation. The record is from RefSeq and is a predicted model, not a curated record. Lineage: Eukaryota; Metazoa; Arthropoda; Insecta; Thysanoptera; Thripidae. Gene Ontology annotation, cellular component: plasma membrane; neuronal cell body; axon.